This is a messenger RNA of Erythranthe guttata (spotted monkey flower), 858 nucleotides long. RefSeq lists its product as uncharacterized. NCBI's taxonomy places the organism in Eukaryota, Viridiplantae, Streptophyta, Magnoliopsida, Lamiales, Phrymaceae. The record is from RefSeq and is a predicted model, not a curated record.
AUGGCUUCGUUGGCCGCCCAUUUGACCGCCUCCCUCCUCCUCUACCCCGUCGGCAUCCGCCGCCUCCUCUGCUCCAUCUCCCUCUACCUCAAAAACCCAUCUCUCUACAGAUCAAGAAUCUGGUACUUGUCCGAACCCAAGUGGAGAAACCUCGAUCUCUACACCCUCCUCGUACUCCUCCCCAUCGCUUCACUCUCCCACAUCUCCAUCUUCCUCGUACUCUCCGAAAACCCCACCUACAGAUUCUCCUUCCUCCACCAAUCCCUCGUCGUUUUCAUCUUCUGGGCUCUCCUAAUCUUCGUCGUCUUGAGAGAAAGCUUCGAUCUUUUCUCACUCCCCGAGAAUCUCGCCUUUUUAUUCGCCGGCAUUGCCUUUCUGAUCGAGUUCCACCUCACCGGCAGAGGAAUCGCCGGCCUCGGCGGCUGGGUGUACCGAAUUCUUGGCGGGCUAGCGAUCCUCUGCUCCGCGUGCUGCGUCUACUUGUCGAUCAGGCCGUCGGCAUUUUUCGCCGAUUUUAUGCUGUCGUCGGGUCUCGUCUUGAAGGGCACGUGGGUCCUGCAGGCGGGGUUGUCGUUGUACACGGACGCGUUCGGUUUGAAAGGGUGCGAUAAGAUCACCGGGGCGUCGGUGACGAAAGGCGGGGCUGAUGUUAAGUGUGAGCUUGAUGAUGAUAUGUGGAGGGGUGUAGUGUUAAUGAACUUGCUCUUUGUUGGGCAUGUCGUUUUCGUUGUUGUUACGGGGUUCGUCUCGUUUGGAGCUUUGAAUCGGUAUACGAACACGACGAGUGGCCGUUUGUUAGCUGAGAUUGGAUCGGAGACAAUGCUGAUGCAUCCGCUUCCUGAACUUGAAAUGGAUUGA